Messenger RNA from Nannizzia gypsea CBS 118893, 3465 nucleotides. RefSeq names its product DNA repair protein REV1. Lineage: Eukaryota; Fungi; Ascomycota; Eurotiomycetes; Onygenales; Arthrodermataceae. The record is from RefSeq and is a predicted model, not a curated record. Gene Ontology annotation, biological process: error-free translesion synthesis; error-prone translesion synthesis. Gene Ontology annotation, molecular function: DNA-directed DNA polymerase activity; damaged DNA binding; deoxycytidyl transferase activity. The coding region runs from base 1 to 3465 and encodes 1154 amino acids. Gene Ontology annotation, cellular component: nucleus. The transcript is spliced from 2 exons.
AUGGGCUCUAGACUUGAGGCAGGCUCCAACGCCACGCGUAAGAGGAUCGAGAACCAUGAGUUUGUUGGAGAGGACGGCGAAGAGUAUGGGGCAUCUGGUUUUGGAGGCUUUGGAGAUUACUUUCGGCGGAAGAAAAUCAAGCUUCAAAAUCUAGAUGCUGAAAUCCGUUCUUCAUCUCCAAACAAUCCACCCAUAUUCGAAGGCGUUGUGGCACAUAUAAAUGGGUACACGCAACCGUCACUGAACGAUCUUCACCGUAUGAUUGUGAGCCAUGGUGGAGGAUUUCUUCAGUAUCUCGAUGGGAAAACAACGGCAACUCACAUUAUUGCCAGCGCAUUAACUCCCCGAAAAAAAGAGGAGUUCCGGAGAUACCGUGUCGUAAAGCCGGCAUGGAUUGUUGACAGUAUCGAAGCUGGCCGUAUGUUACCGUGGGAGUCGUAUCGUCUACUUGAUGAAGGUACCACGCAAAAGGUUCUGAAGUUUGAUAUCAGCGGUAGAAUUUCUGCCGAAAACAAUACCCAGUCACAAAGUUACAGGACCCAAACAGAUUCAAGCUGGUACACUUCUCAGUUAAACAAAGAGCCACCUUUUGGCUCCCGGAAAACGGUCGGAUCCUCCUCAACCGCGAACAUUACGGAAGACCCUCCUGUAGAAGACGAGCUGGUAACUGAUGUUCAAGCAAUGACUCAGGAUGACUGUGGUGCUGCCUCUCCGACAGCCCCUGGAGAAGCUGGUACACCGGGUUCAGAUUAUCUUUUUCCUUCGACUCAGUCGGAACAGACCACCUCGGAGCAGCUGAACAAGAGCCCGGAAUGUGACAGGAAAAAGCAGCUAACUUCUGAGGAACACAACGCCUUACUACUUUCUAAAGCACACAUCCGGCAAUCCAGCGUAGUGAACCCCGAUUUUAUCCAGCAGUACUACCGUGAGUCUCGCCUUCACCACCUUUCAACCUGGAAGGUGGAGCUCAAAGCACAGCUGCAAACCAUCGCCCAAGAACGUGGUACCGCAAAACUUACAUCUGUCAAACGGCCUCCUGGAACAAGGCGGUAUAUUCUUCAUGUGGAUUUUGACAGUUUUUUUGCAGCGGUUUCUUUGCAAAAGCACCCUGAGCUUGCCGAAAAACCCGUUGCAAUUGCACAUGGAACUGGUCCAGGAUCCGAAAUAGCUAGCUGCAAUUACCCUGCACGCAAAUUCGGUGUUAAGAACGGGAUGUGGAUGAAGGGAGCCUUGGAGCUCUGCCCAGAGCUCAAAGUACUAUCUUAUGACUUUCCGGCAUACGAGGACGCUAGCAGGAAGUUCUACGAAGCAAUACUUGACAUUGAUGGCAUUGUUCAAAGUGUUAGCAUUGAUGAGGCCCUUGUUGAUAUUUCUGCAAUUUGUAUUCAGGCUGGUGGCUCUGACGGAAGAGCAAUGUCUGAAGCAUCAACAUAUCGGGAACAAGAAAAGGCAGAUACAGUUGCGCAAAACUUGCGAGAUUCCAUCAAGCAGAAAACUGGUUGCCAUGUAUCUGUUGGCAUUGGGCAGAAUAUCCUACAGGCAAAAUUGGCGUUGAAAAAGGCAAAACCUGCCGGCCAGUUCCAGCUAAAGCCAGAAAAUGUGCUUGAUUUUAUUGGUGAAUUUACUGUCACUGAUCUUCCCGGUGUAGCGCACAGUUUGGGGGCAAAACUUCAAGAACUCAGCGUCAAGUAUGUCAAAGAUAUCCGCCAGCUUAGCCGGGAAAGGUUAACCGGCCAUCUUGGUCCAAAAACUGGUGCAAAGUUAUGGGAGUAUGCACGAGGAAUCGACAACACUGUUGUUGGGGACCAAGUAAUUCGAAAGUCUGUUUCAGCGGAAAUAAACUGGGGAAUUCGGUUUGUUAACCAGACACAAGCGGAUGAGUUUGUGCAGAGCUUGUGUGAGGAGCUACAUCGUCGGCUGUUGGAGAACGGGGUCAAAGGCAGACAGCUGACGAUGAGGAUAAUGCGAAAGGCUGCUGAUUCACCGGCUGAUCCACCUAAACAUCUCGGGCAUGGCAAAUGUGACACUUUUAAUAAGAGUGUCGCCCUACAUACUCCAACCAAUGCAAGUGAUAUCAUUGGUAAAGAAGCAGUUUCCAUUCUACGCAGCUUUAACUUCUCACCUGGGGACCUGAGAGGAUUGGGAGUGCAAAUGACGAAGCUCACGCCCAUUAAAACUACCCCCGGUGGUGAACAACCAAAUAGCCAGCAGCAGCUCCAGUUCAAAGCGGCUAGCCCUAGCUCGGAGAAGAUGAUUCCUCAAGAUCCCGAUGAAAUUCUCAGUCCUAAAAAGGAGGAGAACACAAGCCCACAUAUAUCUGCGUCACUAGCCUUUAGCAACUCGCUAAGUGAUACAUCUCAGAAGCCCUUGAAUACAAGAGGCACACAGUUCAUCUUACCGACACAAGCAGAUCCUUCAAUUCUUGCAGAACUACCAGGCGAUAUUCGGUCUAAAUUGGCUCCAAGGGAGAGACCGAGUGUCAGUGAGCAGCUAAAAGCGGCAGCUUCUGCACAACGCUCAAUGAAUACGCCUUUUGCAUCAACAGCCCUUCCUCCGGAAUCGCAACUUGAUCAGGACACCCUGAAUGCAUUACCUGAGGAUGUAAGGGCGGAAGUUCUAGGCUACUAUAAGCAAAAUGCCAACGCACCAGUAAUCGGUUCUUCAAGCCCUACACCUUUACCAAAAUCACCGCUUCACAAAAAACCUACGACGCCAACAAAGCCAAGGUCUGGUCGCGGACGAGGACGACCAAGAGCUGCUGCUAGGUCGGCAACCGGGCCUACCCACACACAGUCGAGCUUCAUACUCCCUCAGCCCCCGUUGUUCACCCAUAGAGGCACCAACUCCCCGGAUAAUACUUCCACACGAACAUCCGCGAAUCCCGGUAGCGAGAUCUCAGCGGAAUUUCUUGCCGCUUUGCCGGAAGACAUACGUCAGGAAGUUCUAGAAGAGCGCAGACAGGCUCUAAUCCAAGAGCAAGGAGGCGUAAACCUUGCCUCCGUGCAUGAGAAGAAUACGCGGAUCAAACAGCGUAGAUCUAAUAAUGCUUCUGUCCCCGUAGAGCCCGAGCAGAGACUCCUCCGCUUUGAUCCGCGUCCUGCGAAACCUACCUUUACAUCAAAAAGGCUGUCUUCUCUUCCGGAACUUCGUGAGGCCUUAAGUGAAUGGUAUGCAUCAUUUGAAGACGACGAACCGUACGAAGAAGACGUAGAAGCGCUCACCAAGUAUCUGAGACGAGUCGUCCUUGAGGAAAAGGAUAUUUCAAAAGCCACUGACUUAACGCGAUGGCUAGGCUGGCUCGUCAACGAUUCCAACAGUAGCUGUCAUAAUAGCACGGGAAACACGAGCCCCUCAAGCAGGUCUAGCCUAUCACCGUCUGGCUGGAAGAAUGCAGUUAUCAAAGUGCAGAACUGCGUGAGCAGCGCUGUUGCGCAAAGGGGCUUGCCUCCCGUUGAUUUUACGUGA